Messenger RNA from Pimephales promelas (fathead minnow), 2228 nucleotides. The record is from RefSeq and is a predicted model, not a curated record. Lineage: Eukaryota; Metazoa; Chordata; Actinopteri; Cypriniformes; Leuciscidae.
AUGGCGUUCUCUUGGCUGUCUGCUUCAUUGAUCCUCUGGACAUCAUCCUCAGCUCGGUCACAUGAUCCCAUGUCUUCUGUCGUCUCACCACGCCACAGGGUGAAGAGAGACCAGCCUUUUGAAAACAGAGAGAAAGUGCGUGAAUCUUUGGAAGUGGCAAACAACUUGCUCACUGUCGUCAAAGACAGUUUUGAAGUGAUUGGAAAGACUGAUACCAAAAAGUUGUCAAAUGUCAUGAAGAAUCUCGCCAACGUCGCCAGCUUGGCGCCUGGCAUCGGAGGUCUGAUUGCCUCUGUUGUCAACAUGGUCUUGAUCUUCAUCCCUCAGGAUGACCCGGUGCUGAAUGCCGUGCAGACAGGGUUUGCAGAAGUGAACAGGAAGUUGGACUCUAUCUCCAUCCAGAUCUCCAACCUGGCAACCGAUGUAGAAUGGUUCAACUACGCCAGCGUCUACUCUCAAGACGAGCUCCGCAUCCUCAACGCCUGGAGCAAGUUCAAUGAUCUCCUUCAGAAAAAUCAGUUGGUACAAAAUGAAGAGCAGAAACUCCGACUGGCAGAGAUAUUCGUCAACUACUACGAGAACACAGGAACUGAAGCCAGUGUGGCCAACCUCUACCAUUACCUCGUGGUCAAAGACACGUCUCUCAGUGGAAACCUCAACGAACUGCUGAGGAAGAAGUUUAAAUGUGACUUUCUAGAAAUCAGUAAAUAUAACGUCUAUUUCAGCAGUUUGAUGUGGAAGGGGAUGGUGCUCAACCAGUUCUACUGGAAACUGAUCAGGCUGGAUUCAUCAGGGAUAGAAGCCAAACACAACCAGAUGUUCAAGAACGUCUAUAAGGCUCAGAAAUCAGCUCUGGAAUACUGCCUGACCAACCACAUGACGUAUGUGAAGGAAGAUGUGGAGGAGAUCAGGAAAGGACUCAGUACUGACAACAAAAAUGCCAUCGCUGAGAAGGUAAAAGAGUUUCUGGAUAAGAAGUACACCUGGUACAAUUGGGUGGUGCUGGUGUACGACACAAACCAGGCUGAUUAUUACAUUCUAUAUGAUCUGACUAAGAUUAUAGAGGACACGAUCAUUAUCGCUGUGGGAUACACUCUGGUAGCAAGUGUAGAAGAUGAAAAUGCAGUUAGAAAGGCAGCCGAUAAUUGCUUUAUAGAAAAACAGUGUGAAAUUAAGAACAAACUACAUUACUGUGGUUAUAGCUGGAGGCAAUCCACAUUUUCUCGUAAAUUCAAGUUCACUGAAUAUGCUAAAGCGACACAUGCUGCUUAUGGGGAAAAGUUUGCUGUGGCUCCAGCACCCUUCCACCAAAAUGACUGUGGGUUGGCUCAAAGUACAAAAAAAAUUUCCAGCUAUUACUCCCGUAGGUUGCCUGUCUGCCAACAAUGCAACAAUGGCAUGUGCAAACAGCUGCUGGACUCCAAUGAAUGGAUGUGUGAGUGUUCAGAUGGUUACUAUGGGGAGAGCUGUGAAAAGAAAAACCCCCCUCACACCGCUAUAGUGGUCGAUGUACCGGUUGUACCUGAUAUCAGCAUCAUUGACACCAAAAUGAAAACAAUGGAGGUCCAACUCAAGGAGAUUCUCAACAUCCUCAACCACAAAUGUCGUGUCUAAUUUGAGAUAUCUGACCACUGAUGGACAACAGGAACGAUGACUUUCCACUGAACACACAUCAAUUGACCGAGCAUCUGAGAAUGGCACCAUGGAGGAAGAACAAGUAAACAAUGCUCAGUCAAGACUCAAUUAUGUUUAGGCAACAAAUAUAGUAAAACUUCUUCCCAACGGUGAAGCGUGUCAAUGUCAGAGAUGAGUUGUUUCUUUAGAAAGCUGGAGGAUGAUGUAUUGAUCUGUUGUUCUGUCCUCAUUUCCAUGAAUGUCUCCAGCUGAUCCGCACGACCCAAACAGUCACUAUACUGUACUAUUAUUAAACAUAAUAAGCAACAGUUUAAUCUGACUACAAAGUUUAUUUGAUUUUUAAACCAUCAACUAAGUUGUUUAUUUUGAUUAAAAGCUUGAAGGUCCUGAAAAUAAUUAAAUAUGAAAAAUGAAAGUUAUUCAUUAUACUGUUAAGUUUCUGCAGUCUGUUUCAGCUCAUUGUGACUCAGUUGUUCUUGAUCUGACCACCAGAUGGAGAUAAUGUGACAGAAAACAAAUAACAGCAUACUUGUACUGUGCACAAUGACAAUAACGUUAAAUCGAAUCUAAUAAAAGAAUUACUAACUAAAGAC